Molecule: messenger RNA, 4960 nt
Organism: Trichechus manatus latirostris (Florida manatee)
Lineage: Eukaryota; Metazoa; Chordata; Mammalia; Sirenia; Trichechidae
Gene: GPLD1
Product: glycosylphosphatidylinositol specific phospholipase D1
Exons: 25
Coding region: 1-2523 (840 amino acids)
Cellular component (GO): extracellular matrix; extracellular region
Molecular function (GO): GPI anchor phospholipase D activity
Source: RefSeq, a predicted model, not a curated record
AUGUCUGCUUUUAGGUUCUGGUCCAGCCUGCUGGUUUUGCUGGGGUAUCUCUGCCAUGGAGGUUCAUCAUGUGGCGUUUCAACACACAUAGAAAUAGGACACAGAGCUCUGGAGUUUCUCAGUCUUCAAGGUGGGACUGUUAACUACAAAGAGCUGUUACUUAAACACCAGGAUGCAUAUCAGGCUGGAACGGUGUUUCCUGAUUCUUUUUACCCCAGCAUCUGCAAAGGAGGAAAAUACCAUGAAGUGUCUGAGAGCACCCACUGGACUCCAUUUCUUAAUGCAAGCAUUCAUUACAUCCGAGAGAACUAUCCCCUUCCCUGGGAGAAGGACACAGAGAAAUUGGUAGCUUUCUUGUUUGGAAUUGCCUCUCACAUGGUGGCAGAUGUCAGCUGGCAUAGUCUGGGCAUUGAGCAAGGAUUCCUUAAGACAAUGGGAGCUAUUGAUUUUCACAACUCCUAUUCUGAUGCUCAUUCGGCUGGUGAUUUUGGAGGGGAUGUGUUGAGCCAGUUUGAAUUUAAUUUUAAUUACCUUGCACGGCGCUGGUAUGUGCCCACCAAAGAUCUAUUGGUAAUUUAUAAGAAACUCUAUGGCCGAAACGUCAUCACCAAAAAUGUAAUUGUUGACUGUUCAUAUCUUCAGUUCUUGGAAAUGUAUGGUGAGAUGUUAGCUGUUUCUAAGCUUUAUCCUACUUAUUCUAGAAAGUCCCCAUUUCUGGUAGAACAAUUCCAGGAGUAUUUCCUUGGAGGACUGGAUGAUAUGGUGUUUUGGUCCACUAAUAUAUACCGUCUAACAAGCUUCAUGUUGGAAAAUGGGACCAGUGACUGCAGUCUACCUGAGAACCCCUUGUUCAUAGCGUGUGGUGGCCAACAAAACAACACACACAGCUCAAAAGUGCAGAAAAUUGCUUUUCACAGAAAUUUGACUGCAUCUCCAACAAAAGAUAUUGAAAGAAACAUAAAUUAUACAGAAAGAGGAGUGUUCUUUAGUGUGGAUACCUGGACCACAGAUUCCUUUACUUUUGUGUACCAGGCUUUGGAAAGGAAGGUACAGACAAUAUUGACAGGUGACUCGCAGCAUCCACUUAAGCAUGUCUCUAGCCCCUCGGCAUCUUACUUCCUGUCAUUUCCCUAUGCAAGGCUUGGUUGGGCAUUGGCCUCAGCAGACCUCAACCAGGAUGGGCACGGCGACCUUGUGGUGGGCGCACCCGGCUACAGUCGCUCAGGCCACAUUCAGGUCGGGCGCGUGUAUCUGAUCUAUGGCAACAACCUGGGCCUGCCCCCGGUCGACCUGGACCUAGACAAGGAGGCUCACGGGAUUCUGGAGGGCUUCCAGCCCUCAGGUCGGUUUGGCUCAGCCUUGGCUGUGUUGGACUUCAACAAGGAUGGGGUGCCUGACCUGGCAGUGGGAGCCCCCUCAGUGGGCUCUGAGCAGCUCACAUACAAAGGAGCAGUGUACGUCUACUUUGGUUCUCGACGAGGAAGGAUGUCUUCUUCCCCUAACAUCACCAUCUCAUGCCAGGACGCCUACUGUAACCUGGGCUGGACACUCCUGGCCACAGAUGUGAAUGGAGACAGUGAGCCCGAUCUGGUGAUUGGCUCCCCUUUUGCACCGGGUGGAGGGAAGCAGAAGGGAAUUGUGGCCACGUUUUAUUCUGGCCCCAGCCAGAACGACAAAGAAAAGCUGAGCGUGGAGGCAGCUGACUGGUUGGUAAGAGGCGAGGAGGAUUUCGCCUGGUUCGGAUACUCCCUCCACAGUGUCAGCGUGAACAGCAGGACUUUGCUAUUGGUUGGGAGUCCGACCUGGAAGAAUGCCAGCAGUCUAGGCUAUUUAUUCCACAACCGGGAUGAGAAACCAAACCUCGGAAGGGUGUAUGGCUAUUUCCCGCCAAAUUGUCAAAGCUGGUUUACAAUUUCCGGAGACAAGGCAAUGGGGAAACUGGGCACUUCCCUGUCCAGUGGCCGUGUGAUGCUGAAUGGGACCCUGACACAAGUGCUCCUGGUGGGGGCUCCAACUCAGGAUGAUACGUCUAAAAUGGUGUUCCUGACCAUGACCUUGCACCAAGGUGGAAACACUCGGAUGUAUGAAAUAACAGGUGAUGCAAAGCCUGCUCUGCUCAGCACCUUCAGUGGGGACCGCCGCUUCUCUCGAUUUGGUGGAGUUCUACACCUGAACGAUCUGGAUAAUGACGGCUUAGAUGAAAUCAUCAUGGCAGCCCCACUGAGGAUAGCAGAUGUAACCUCUGGACUGAUUGGGGGGGAAGACGGCCGCGUUUAUGUAUAUAAUGGCAAACACAUCACCCUUGGUGACAUGACAGGCAAAUGCAAAUCAUGGAUCGCUCCAUGUCCAGAGGAAAAGGCCCAAUAUGUAUUAACUUCACCUGAAGCAAGCUCAAGGUUUGGGAGCUCUAUGAUCACUGUGAGGUCAAAGGAAAAGAACCAAGUUGUCAUUGCAGCUGGAAGAAGUUCGUUGGGAGCCCGACUCUCUGGGGCACUUCACAUCUAUAACCUUGGCUUACAUUAAAGAUUUUGCUCUGUUUUCCUAAUCUGCCCCUCCCUCUCUGUGCUGAGUCCUUUCCAGGGUAAAAGUUCUGGUGGACAAAGUGCAACACCCAGUAGAGUGAUGGUGGAUCCAAGUAGAGGUGGGGCUCCUGGGAACAGAGACACAACACUACAGCCAGGUGAUCUGGAAAUCUGAUAAAUUAUAUGGCGACACCAAGAGUAUGUGAAAACAGGAGACACUCUGGUGAUUCACGUCCCCUUCCAAAACUUGCUACCUUUGCAUCUAAACCUUUCUGCUUUCCUCCCCAACUAGCUUGUCUGUGCUCAGACCUGCUGUACAGCCUAUUUCUUCUUCCACACAAAUACCUGUCCUGUCCUGUCCUUUCAAUGCCUGAAAAGGCCUCUCUGGUGAUCUCUUAGGAAAGUCUCUGUACACAAUUCCUUCUAGAAAUGUCCUUCUUUUAUUGGUGACCCAUCCCAAAGUGUAACAGAAAGCAUAAUAUACAGAAAUAACACUAGAGAAGGAGGAGAAACAGUACAGGGAGGAGAAUGUACAGAUGAUAAUCUUACAGCUCCAAAAUUACUUGUGGAUGACUCGUUCUUAAAGAGGGCUAUCACAUUUUCAAGGUUUUAUAUAGUGAAGGAUAAAUACUAAAACUUUAUCACGUUUCUCUGCUUUUGCAGAGAUGGCUGUUCUAAUAGGACAUCAACCUAGAAUAUGGUGGCUUUCCACUAGACUUUCCAUACGAACAAGGGCCUCUGUUGUAUUAGGCUGCCACAAAUUAUGCCAGCAGGGGAACUGGAGAAAGGAGAGUGAUCUGGUCUGAGCUGAAGGCUACUGACUGGGUAAGGGACCCAGAGGAGCGAAGCAGGCCUUGGCCUACUUGUUCCUGGGCUGCUUUAGUAAGGGGCUCUGAUUUGCGAGUCCUGCAGUGUGGCAUGUAUUUAAGGCAAAGGAAUGUUUCAAGUUCACUAAUACUUUAUCUGUAAACAUAGAAAAAGUCUGCAUUAAUAUCUACAGAUAUUGGGAACAAUGAAAUGGAAAAAUACAGUAACUAGUUGAUUUUGUAUCUAUCAGGGAAGUAUUUCUUUCUUCUGACACUCCUGACAUGACACUAAAAGCAGGAGAAAAUAAUAAAUGACAAGAGUCCUCCUCUCAGCUUCUCUAGAGGCAGAGGAGGGACUGGUGGAAGGGGACAGGAAGAAGACUCUAGCUGCAGUGCAGAAGUUAAAUGAGAGAUCAAGGAAAAGCUACUGGGGUUAAAAUUCUGAGCAUAAAGUGGUUACACAAAGGAAAACAACCUAAAUAGGCACACAGCUAGAGAGCACCUCUGGGUCUCUCAUGGGACUAUCUCAUUUUUCUUAAAAGGAGGGUGCAUUAUGGCACAGCAAAAAGGAUACAAAAACACCAUUUGGUUUUGUUUGUGUAGCAAUUACUGGCAGCUCAACCUAUUUGAAGAAUUAUUUUUAAUUAAAAGGAAGUUUAUUUCUAGGGGACCAGAAAUUACUUAACUGUAUUCACUUAAGAGUCGAGAUGUGUGAGUGUCAAACAAACUAAUGACAUUGACAUUGCAUUUUAAUAAAGGUGUUUCUCUCAGAUACUAGAUCUUUCCAUUAGAAGGAUGCAUACUUUCGUAUUGCGUAUUUGUUAUUAUAAUUCACCAAGUGACAGGGCCUAUGUUUAAACAUGAUAAUUAUUUACCUGAGGAUUUAUGUUUCUCAAUGCCUACACAUAACAGAUAGUAAGUACCAGGUGGAGAAGGUUAAAACCUAUACAGCUGAAAGAAAAUUUUCAAGUUUAUAGGAUAUUUAACCAUAGCAACCCCAGUCAAAAGUGAUAUAAAACUGUACUACUACUGAAGGUCAACUAUAUGGCAAAUAUGUAAAAAUGUAGAGAAAAAAUUAGUAUGUGAAAGUCUAGUGUAUUAUCCCAAUAUAGGUGGAUUACAUUUUCACUCCACUAAGUGUUAACCAUAGUUCUAAUCAUUGAUUCCAAAAAGCUUAACAAUAAUUAAAAUGGACUGCCCUUUAGGGUUAGGAUUUCUCAUUAACACAAAAUUGAACUAUACCAUAGUUCGACUCAAAAUUAUCUUUAUUUCAAGAUAUCAGAAGACAUUUACACAUUUGCACUUUUUAUCUUUCUACUGUCUGUAUAGAGUAGAUCAGAAUUGUUUUAUGCCAUUUGUAUCAAAGCCCUAAGAGACUAAAUGUGAUCCAAAGUGAGCUUGGGAACAGAAUUCAGGUAUCUGGAUUCCCUACUCAAUGCACCAUCCAUUAGAUGCCCUCUGUAGGUACUACUAAAACAACGAAAAUAAACCCUAAGUUCAAUAUUUUGAAUUACUAAUCGUAAUUCCAGAAAAUGAAAACCCAAAACCAAAACUAAACCCAUUGCCAUCAAGACGAUACCGACUCAUAGCGACCAUAUAGGAGAGAGCAGAACUGCCCCAUAGGGUUUCCAA